GAGCGCCGCCCCGCCCCGCCAGCCUUUCGCCUCUAAAGCGCCCAGCGCGAGUCUCCCGCUGCCGCACUUUCACUCUCGGUCCACCUCGGUGUCCUCUUGCUGUCCAGCCCUGCAGCCUCCGGCGCGCCCUCCCGCCCACGCCAUGGACGCCAAGGUCGUCGCCGUGCUGGUCCUGGUGCUGGCCGCUAUCUGCAUCAGUGACGGUAAGCCUGUCAGCCUGAGCUACAGAUGCCCGUGCCGGUUCUUCGAGAGCCACGUCUCCAGAUCCAACGUCAAACAUCUGAAAAUUCUCAACACUCCAAACUGUGCCCUUCAGAUUGUGGCAAGGCUGAAGAGCAACAACAGACAAGUGUGCAUUGACCCGAAAUUAAAGUGGAUUCAGGAGUACCUGGAGAAAGCUUUAAACAAGGGGCGCAGAGAAGAAAAAGUGGGGAAAAGAGAAAAGAUAGGAAAAAAGAAGCGACAGAAGAAGAGAAAGGCUGCCCAGAAAAGGAAAAACUAGUUACCUGCCUUCCUGCAGAUGGACCGCAGUGCAUUCUGCUCUGGCGCUUUCUAACACGCCCUUCCCUCUUCAGGGGCAGACCCCACACCCCGGGCAGGUGCUCACACUUGAUGGUAAAUUCUCCCCUCUUCCCCGGGGCAGACCCUCACACCCUGGGCAGGUGCUCAGACUUUCCUGCCCUGGUGGCCACACCAGCUGCUGUAUUUAUGUGCUUCUUAAGGCUCUGCUCCGCCUGCUAAGCUAUGAAGAAAAUAGAUGUCCAGAGCCUGGGGUGGAGGCUGAGCCCCAGAGGACCUGCUGAGCCUGGCAGCAUUGCCCCGAGCUGAGCCCCUGGCCAGGAGUUCCCAAGGCUCACACCCAAAGUCCACAGUGCUAUGAAGGCCAGGGUGGUCUGCUUAGCCAGGAAAGGGCGUAAUGCCUUCCCCUCAGCCAUAUACUGCCCCUUGUGGCCUUCUCAGGACAUGAGGUGAUUGACUUGCUCUCAGGUCCACGACAAGCUUUUCCAAGUACCUGCAGCCCGGAAAGGAACUUCCGCCCUGCUCCCCUGGCUGUGUGAGCAGCUUUGCCUCCAGCCCAGAAGGGUUUCUGCAGACUGUUGGGUGAGCGGGAGGAAUGAUGAAUUCUCAGAAAACAGAUGUGAGCUGCUUCUCAGGGAAUCUUUUCUUUGGACAACUCACGUUAGAGUCUUUAAACGGGUCCCUUAUGGGGAGGACAGAUGUGCUCUGGAACUUACACAGAAGGGCCAGCAGCUUCAGGGACUUUCAGUCUGUCCUUUUGGUCCCAACAUCCCUGGGAUGGUGUCUUAUCUGGGCACAGCUGCCUCAGUCCUAACUCCUGAGAGAUGUCUGCCUUCAGUGAAUUGGGUUCAAGUUCUGUAACAUUCUACUCUCCCAUCCCACCCUCACCUGGCAAUUUAUGUCUGUCCUUUUGCCAGUUUGGAUGGGAGGAAUAGAGGGCAAAGUUCUGAUUUUAGUGGUGUUUUGAAAGAGGAUUCUCUGAAUUUUUUGACCCUCUUCUUCACCUCGUGUACACAUACACAUCUUGUACUCCCGACUUCUGGGUAUAAUGUCCAUAAUUGGGGCAGAAACAAGAAAGGAUCUGAAAAUGCAGCAAAUGGAUUGCAGAGGAAGGCCGCCCAGGGGCCCCAUGUGUCACAGUCUCCUGGGUCCCUAAGUCCUGUAUCCAUUGGUGUGCUUCUUAUGGUUCUAGCAUUGAACAGAUGCAUCCCUUCAUGGUUCUUAUGGGGACGUGUCUUGCUAGGGAGCUUCAGAGAAGACCUGUGUUACCAACUGUUACCCUUUAUGUGGACAGCUCAGCCAACCAUAUCCUCUCCUCAGCUCUGAGGGCACCUCUUCAGGCCAAGGGUCACUACCCGUCCUUCUUGUGGUAGCAGCUGCAGUCUGGGGUCAGAGUGGCCUCAGCUGGGGCCUUCCUACUAUUACUAAAACACUUCUGAAGGACAGAUCUGUGCCCAAGCCACAGCUCUGUUUAGGAAGGGAUGCCUAGCCCCUCUAGGACUGGGAAGAACUGCUGUCCCCUAGCAACCAAAGGCAAAGCUGAGGCUGCCCUGAGGUAGGAGACCACUUUCAGAAAUGCCCAUGGACUUUGCCUCCCACCAUCCAUCUCCAAGUCCUAGAGGAGCUGGCUGCAGAGACUAAGAGAGUAGACCAUCCCUUACGAACCAUGGCAAGCUCCACUUGUCUUUAUGUGGCUCCUGGGAGCCCCUCUGUGCUUAAGUGGCUUAUGAAGCCCUUAUAAUGGGCAACCCCAGCCUGCUGGACAGAGUCACCAUGGAAAUGCCCGAGAAGCUGAUUUCAUCUUGUGAUUGGUUGACGUAGGAUGUGCUCCUGCAAGUUCACAGGCAGGUGGGAGGGGUGGUCCCUACAGUGUCCCACACAGAUGCCUUCUGGGAGAACAUGCAACCUCCUGAGUGCCAAGACCUCUUCUGGUGAUGUGGCAUCAGCCAAGGGAUUUCAAGAAAGAAUGAGUUUUUGAUGCAAGUUGUGCGAUCUGCCUCUUUUCUUGGAGCUCUGAGGUCCGGGGAUGUCCGGGGACGCCUCGGCUGCUGUUGCUGGGGUGGAUACAUCGCCUCAACACCAGUGUCCUGGGGUUAAGGCAGUGCGCCUGGUCAUGUCCUCCUUGUACCAUGCCUCCCAUGCCAGUGUUUGUGUGUGCCUUACCCUGUGCUUGCCGUGUUCAUCUGUCUCCUCUGCUUCCCACCGCCAUCCAGACUCUGAGCAUCAGCCCUGGCUGUGCCCUUCCCUGCUUGCCCACUCUCUCCGGCCUCGGAAGGAAGACACAUGACAGCCAGCUGAAAUAAGGAGUAGGGCCAUGGCUCCUGCCAGGCCACGCAGCGUCCCAGGCACGUGGUGGUGAGAAUCUGCCUUAAUCGUGUCUCCUCUGUUCUUGUCAACAGGAGGUUCAAGAUGUGAGAGGCGUGGGUCAGACGCCUGAGGAACUUACAGAAGGAGCCUAGGUCUGAAGUCAGUGUUAGGGAAGGGCCCACAGCCACUUCCUCUGCUCCUGAGCAGGGCUGAAGCCAUUUCCAAGGGACUUGCUUUGCACAGUUUGCUGUAUUUUCACCAUUUGAUUAUGUAGCAAGAUACAUGGUGUUUAUUUUUCAUUUAGUCUGAUUGUCCAACGUCAUUGGUGACAGGCCGAAGCCACUAUAUUAUUUCCUUUGUUAUAGUAUCUCUGCCAUGGUGGACCUUCUCUGAAUAGGGCUCCCCAGGUUUGUCUCUUUGAGCUGAGACAGGAGGCUCACCCCUUUUCUUAAUGGGAACUGGGUGUCCCAGCCCCAAGGAUUGCAGGGCUCUCCCAAGCUGAGGCAGGACUGUGAGGUCAGGAAGAGUGAGAUCCACCCUCAUCCCAUGCUCUCCUCCUCAUCAUUCAUCAUGCUCAUCAUUUCCCCUCAUCCAUCAUCCUGUGUCUCCAAGACUGUCUCCGUGACCCUGAACAAGGACUCUGUCAAGAUGAAAUCUUUUGUUCAAAUGGGACAGCAAGAAAGAAAGGAAAAACCCUGUGCACAUGUAUGUCUUGUUUGAAAUAUUGUCUGUUCAACCCCCUGCUUUUGUUCAAAGUCCGUGUCCUCAUUCAUGACCAAUGUCUCGUUCAUGCACUGUCUCUAACCCAGAUGCAAAGGCUGAGUCUGAGGAGCUGGCCCUGAGGUCCAGGCUGUGCUCAUGGAGGAUGCAAACAGCUUGGUUUCCUCGCUGCUCACAGUGUUACUUUGGACAAAGCCAAAGGAAGGAGGUUUGCACCAGCACUUAGCUCUGAGGACUGCUGACCCUCAAUAUUUCCAUAACUGUUACCUUAAAACUAUGGAACUGUGGUGUUCUCUUGGCUGGCCUCAAACUCAGCAUUCUAUUGUGGAAUAGCAGUUAUUUUUUAAAAGUCAGUGAAUCAAAGAAUCAACCCUACAUUGAUCUUCCUGGCCAUUGGCACUGCUGCCAUCCCUUCCCUUACAGGUAGUUUCUGGGCAUCUUUGCUGUCACAGAUGAAUCACAUCGUGUCCCUUUCCUGCAGCCUAACAGAUGGGGUUGAUGCUGCUGCUUGAAGUGUGGCCCUGGAGGUGUUUUGUCCUCCGCAUUUUUUAUGCAGCCAAGCUCACUAAUGCUACCCCUCUGACUAAAGCACAGUUGGAGUCCACGGUUCUUCAAAUGAAAAAGAUAAACUAGAAGAGGAAGAAGAGAAAGGGGAGGGUUGGCUGGACACCCAAGUCAGAUGGAGGAAGUAAGCUACAGUAACAGAAUUAUCAAAAACAGGUGUUGGAGAGGGAAUCAUCUGUAGAACUGUUAUGUUAGCGGUGUGUAUGUGGUGGGGGCAUUUCUAUAAAUAGUCCUUUAAAUUGACUUUACAGAAGAAGGAAAAUCCACCCAGGAAGAUUUCGAUCAAAUUGGAACAAAAACUGAAAUGCUUAUGCCAGUUAGGAUGUGGGGCAUGAGGCCAGCUGCAGCGACGGAUCCCCAUAGGGAUACGGAAUUGUCUUGAGCUCCCUUGAAAUGAACAUUCAGUGCCCCUGAAGUAGAUACCACACUUUUGCAAUGUUAGUGAAGCGGCCACUUCGCAUCUAACCCAAGGUUUUAAGGAUGCUGCUUGGAAACCAGUACAAGCCUCCAUCUUCACUAUAGUUACGGAUCCUUUCAGUGUCUCCACAGGAGGAAAAGAUGAGGCUAGAACUGUAGGGAGACUUAUUUGUGUAUGAAUUCCUCUGCUAACCAUCAGUUUCUGAAUGGAGACAGCCUGCCUAAAGCAAAUAUGCAUUUAAAUAGUACAUUUACAUAGGAAAAGUCUUCCCACCUUAAUCCCUCAUCCCCUCGCUUUCAAAAUACAAGCCCAGCCCCUCAGUGAACUGUUGUUGACUGGGGACAUCUAGCUGUCCCUGCUGGAACUCAUACCUCCCACAUGCCAUCUUCCCUUGGGCAUCAAGAACCUGCCAGGCGGGCGGCCCCUCUGUUACCAGCCUUUGCAUCUGGAUAGGGAAAGGGGGUUGGAGACUCAGUCUGCUUUGUGUUGAAACCCAGAUUUGUGCCUUGUGUUGUUUACACUGUGCUGCUGGUUCCCGGGGACGGUGGGUCACUAGCAAGGAAGUGCAGCAGGGCCCUCUGCAUCAUUGCCUGCUCAGCUUUGAGAGGGGGUCUCAAGAGCAGAAGGCUGUGUUCCUUCUUGGAACCUGGCCUGGGAUCUUAGGCCUCUCCAGUGGGUUCUGUGGACCUUCUCAUGUGUGGUUUUCUCAUCAGUGGUAUCACCAGGGACCUCCUCACAGGGGCAAGUCACCCUCCCCCAGGUAAUGCAUUCUUUUGCAGCUGGGUGAGGACUGGGGGGACUGUUCCUUACACAGCUUCCCUGAUCCAUCUUAAGGAAGAUGAUCUCAUUCCUCAAAAUGUUCCAUAGAAACCUCCAAAUCCCCCAGGAGACUCCUGCCAUUGCCAAGUUCACAAAACCAACCAGCAGAGUUACUGCCAACCUCGAUGGGCUUCCGGUGUCUGAGCAGCGAUGGUUCAGUGUUGCAUGUGGUGAAUACUGUAUUUUGUUUCAGUUUUGUCUCCCAGAUAAUGUGAAAAUGGUCCAGGAGAAGGCAGCUUCCUAUAUGCAGUGUGCUUUUCUUAUUCUCGUUUUUAAUAUAUGACAGUUAUUUGAGAAGCCAUUUCUACUUUGAAGUCAUAUCAAUGGAAAUGAUGUAUCUUCACCUACAGUUUUCCUAAUAAAGAUCUGUAUUCAAAUACA
Peromyscus maniculatus bairdii (prairie deer mouse) is the source of this 5728-nucleotide messenger RNA. It is a transcript of the gene Cxcl12, whose product is annotated as C-X-C motif chemokine ligand 12. The record is from RefSeq and is a predicted model, not a curated record. Gene Ontology annotation, molecular function: chemokine activity. Gene Ontology annotation, cellular component: extracellular region. Lineage: Eukaryota; Metazoa; Chordata; Mammalia; Rodentia; Cricetidae. Gene Ontology annotation, biological process: immune response; defense response; chemotaxis.